Molecule: messenger RNA, 2301 nt
Organism: Oreochromis niloticus (Nile tilapia)
Lineage: Eukaryota; Metazoa; Chordata; Actinopteri; Cichliformes; Cichlidae
Gene: krt98
Product: keratin 98
Exons: 8
Coding region: 70-1260 (396 amino acids)
Cellular component (GO): cytoskeleton
Molecular function (GO): structural molecule activity
Source: RefSeq, a predicted model, not a curated record
CCAAAGUGAGGCACUCAGCUGCAGAUCAACUCCAGUUAUCCUACCUGGUUCACAUCAAGACCCUUCAACAUGUCUUUCAGGACAAGAAGCUUCAAGCAGAACACCAAGAGUGUCUAUGGUGGAGCAGGAGGUCGUGGAGUCCGUAUCUCUUCAUCCCAGAUGAGCUAUGGAACACCAAGCUUGAAUCUUGCUGAUGGUCUCGACCUCCAUGUUGGAGCCAAUGAGAAGGCCACCAUGCAGAACCUGAACGACCGUCUGGCUUCCUACCUGGAUAAGGUGCACAACCUGGAGAAGGAGAAUGAGCGCCUGGAGAACCUGAUCCGGGAGUGGUACCAGAGCAGAAACGUGGUCUCCCGUGACUACUCUGGUUACUUCGCCACCAUCGAGGAUCUGAAUGAAAAGAUUCGUAUUGCCUCCAUGCUCAAUGCCAAGAUCACCCUGGACAUUGACAAUGCAAAACUGGCUGCUGAUGAUUUUAAAGUGAAGUAUGAAAACGAGCUGGCCAUGAGACUGGCAGUGGAAGCAGACAUUGCUGGUCUGAGGAAGCUAAUGGAUGAUCUUAACCUAUUGAGGCUGGAUCUGGAGAAUCAGUAUGAAUCCCUGAAGGAAGACGUCAUUAUACUCAAGAAAAACCACGAAGAGGAUUUGGCUCUACUGAGGACUCAGAUGGGUGGACAGGUUAAUGUGUCCGUGGACGCUUCUCCCUCUCUAGACCUUAACGAGACAAUGGCAGAGAUCAGGCAGCACUACGAGGGUGUGAUCGCAAAGAACAGCAAAGAGCUCGAAUUGUGGUAUCAAAACAAGAUUGCAGAAGUGGAGCAGGAAGUGCAAACACAAACUGAGGUUCUGGUCACAACACAAAGAGAGAUUACAGAGCUGAAGAACACUCUCCAGAGGCUGGAGAUUGAACUGCAGGGCCAUUUGACCAUGAAAGCAUCUCUAGAGGGAACUCUGGCAGAGACCCAGGAACGCUAUGCCAUGCAGCUAACAAACCUCCAGAAUAUGGUCAAGAGCCUGGAGGAUCAGCUGUCCCAGAUCCACAGCAGUAUCACCGACAACAAGCACAAAUAUGACAUGUUGCUGGAUCUCAAGACCAGGCUGGAGAUGGAGAUUGCAGAGUACAGGAGGCUGCUGGAUGGGGAGGAUGACAGCUCAAAACAAGUGGUCACAAAGGUCAUCACAGUGGUGGAGACAGUUGUGGAUGGAAGGGUGGUGCAGACCAACGAGACCGUUGAUGUUGAUGUGGAUGAAAUUGAGUAAAGAACUCUAAGCAUGAACAAAAAAUAAAGAGUUGAAUAAAAGUUUCAUGUGUGGCGUCUACAUAAAUGUAAGAUGAACAGAUUGUGUAGGUUUUCAUCUCUAUUGUCACUCACUAAUCAGUGUUUUGAUUUUAGCGUGUGGCAUUAGUCAGUGUGUUUUUAUGUAACAUAUGUAUGACAUGAAAAACCAGAAAUAACUGUCAAUCAUGCAGCUUUACGGUGAAUUUAAGCCCCUUUUCUGUAGCCAAUUUCCUCCUUUCAUAACAACUUAAAGGGGUUGAUUUUUUUUAAGAAGCCACACUUUCAAAUUGUAAUAAUGCUUUAAUUUAAGCAGACAGGCUUUGAGGUUUUGACUUACAGCUGGAAAACGUGGACGUGGCUGUAGCUGCUAGCAGUCUGUCAAGCUUUGCCUCAGCAAAUUUGAGUCACUCAAAGUCAUGUAUGUUGUGUUGGUGCCUGUUGAAGUAUUUUAAUGAAAUUCCAUCUAUUUUCUCAACCACUUCUCCAAUUCAGGGUUGUGGGGUAAUGGGGCUGGAACCCAUCCCAGCUGUCAGGAGUGAAAAACGCAGUGAGACAGACAGACAUUUAGGCUUUAAAACAGGGGUUCACAAAUCAGUGCCUUUUUACAUUCAGUCUGUGUUGAAUACCAAGAUAUUUUAUCAUAAAUGUGGACAAAGAAGAGGUUUAUAUAAUGUAAAGUCUUUUCAUGUUCCUUAAAUUCAAUGAGUACCAAAAAACUGUAAGCUCAAACUAAACAACCUUUAUACAUAUGAGACACUUCUUCUGACAAAUAAUAAGUUUAUCUCUCCUGAAGACAUGUACAAGGAAAAAAAUAACAAGCUGCCAUCUGUUAAAAUUUGUUUAGAACAGGUACUAAACAAAUUCUCAACUCCGUCUCUACCAAGCUUGAUUAUAAACUUAGAAGUAAAAUUGCAGCUUAUAAUAAUAGUUCCUGCCUGGUGUAGGUACAGGGAGUGUCAGGAAGGAGUGGGUUAAUGAUGGAGUGACAUAAUGAUCGGUUUAUAGUAAAGAGAUUCAAUGA